Galdieria sulphuraria is the source of this 932-nucleotide messenger RNA. Its product is annotated as lipoyl(octanoyl) transferase isoform 2. Gene Ontology annotation, cellular component: mitochondrion. The record is from RefSeq and is a predicted model, not a curated record. Bases 112 to 891 code for a protein of 259 amino acids. Gene Ontology annotation, molecular function: lipoyl(octanoyl) transferase activity. NCBI's taxonomy places the organism in Eukaryota, Rhodophyta, Bangiophyceae, Galdieriales, Galdieriaceae. The transcript has 8 exons. Gene Ontology annotation, biological process: protein lipoylation.
AUGCCAUUAUAGUAUUUUGGAUGAUUGGGGGAGAUAAGUGGGUUGGCUUGUGUGUUUGAAGCUAUUGAGAAUAUUGUCCCAAUCUCUCACAUGUCAUUGAAGAAUAUGCUUAUGUAUAUCAACUUUAUCAGUAGACUUCGAUCCAACUGGAGACCCUCCAAAUCCCAUCUUUCUCGUGUUGAUUUCUUGCACUUUUAUUCAACUAUGAGCUCGGAAACGAAACCAACAUUUUAUAAACGGCCUUGUUGGUUUUAUAACUUAUCUGGGUAUUAUUCUUAUCAGACCAUCCGAAACUGGCAGUUGCAACUUAGACAGGAACGUAUGGAGCCUAGUGGAGAAAACCUUCCAGAUGUGUUGUUGAUGUUAGAGCAUCAACCAGUAUACACUUUAGGGACAGCAGCAAAUGAAGAAUUUAUCAAAUUCGAUGUGAAACAUCCUCCUUGUGAACUAUAUCGAAUAGAAAGAGGUGGUGAAAUCACUUUUCAUGGACCUGGUCAACUGAUUUUUUAUCCCAUUUUAAAUCUGCGGUUUCAUAAAAAGGACUUGAGAUGGUAUUUACGUCGUUUGGAACAAGUUGUUAUCGAAACCUUGAAAACGUAUGGACUAGAGGCUUAUCGAGUAGAGGGUCUCACCGGUGUUUGGUUGGAUGAAAAGAAGAUUGCAGCUAUUGGUAUUGCAGCAAGUAAAUGGGUUACUAUGCAUGGCGUUGCACUCAAUGUCACCAACGAUCUUGAACCAUUUCGAAAGAUAGUGCCUUGUGGAAUUCAUGAUCGCGAAGUUGGUAGACUGGUGGAUUAUGUUCCUAACAUAGAUAUGCAACAUUUGAGGACUCUUUUGGCAGAGUGCUUUGCGGAUAUGUUCCAACUGUCACUUGUUCCCUAUGAAGAAUAGUGGAACUUGUAAUUCAUACAAAUAGCUCCCUUAGAUAUUUU